ACUGGAGCGCCCACCUCUGUGACCGUGCUCAGGGGAGGAAGUUGGUUAGUGGGUGCAAGAUGCCUCGAGGCUGCGUUUGCUGCUGUUGCCACCUGAAACUGCCCCUUCUCGCCCCCCUCCAGUCGCCCUCUUGCGUCUCCUGUUCCCGUUUAGAGUUGGAUUUUAAUGCGUGUUUGGUUAAUAGCGGUGCCCCCUAGCACUCCACAAAGUAGCAGGAAUUUCAGCUCUGACUCCAGUUGAGGACUUGCAUAGCGCCUAGUGCUAUUCUCAGCGUCUUUGUUGUCCUUGUAUCUUGAAUUCCUCCUGCGGUCUGGGAUUGGUUUGAUGUUUCUCCCCAUUGUACAGCCCGGGCUGUGGAGAGUCCGUGUAAAAGGUGCUGUUGUAUCUCGUCCAAGGACAGAUGGCUGGGCAGGUGGUGGGGAUUUCUCUUCCGCCAAGGCCACCCAUCCUGUUGGAUGUGGACCUCAUCCUCGUGACUUCCUGUCUUUCCCCAGUUGUAUUGAGGCCCGCUGUCCCUGCGGGGCUCGCGACCCCAUGGAGGGCCCGUGUCCCCAGCCCGUGAAGCAGGAAGGCCAGGCUGCCGAGGGCCUGGCCCUGGACUCACCGUGGCACCGCUUCCGCCACUUCCACCUGGGAGACGCGCCGGGCCCCCGCGAGGCGCUGGGCCUGCUGCGAGCGCUGUGCCGGGACUGGCUGCGGCCCGAGGUGCACACCAAGGAGCAGAUGCUGGAGCUGCUGGUGCUGGAGCAGUUCCUGAGCGCCCUGCCCGCGGACAUCCAGGCCUGGGUGUGCAGCCGCCGGCCCCAGAGCGGGGAGGACGCCGUGGCCCUGCUGGAGGAGCUCUGGGGACCAGCAAUGAGGGCACCUCAGGAUGUGACGGAAGGCUCUGGGGUGGCUGUCGGAAAGGAAGAUGGUGUGAUGAUGCCUUUAGGAGAUGCGGUCCCCGGGGCUGAGGUGCUGGCGACGGGGGACCCCCAGGCCGCGCGCCCCUACAAGCAGGAGCCCGGCAGCCCUCCGCCGGCCCCGGCGGCCCCACCUGCGCCCGGCCCGCCCGCCUUGCCGGCGGCCCCGGGCACCGCCUCCUGCCCCGAGUGCGGCAAGGCCGCCCUGAAGCCUGCGCACCUGCUGCGCCACCGGCAGAGCCACUCGGGCGAGAAGCCGCACGCCUGCCCCGAGUGCGGCAAGGCCUUCCGGCGCAAGGAGCACCUGCGGCGCCACCGCGGCACGCACCCCGGCGGCCCGGGGCCGGCCCUGCGCCCGCUGCCCGCGCGCGAGAAGCCGCACGCCUGCUGCGAGUGCGGCAAGACGUUCUACUGGCGCGAGCACCUGGUGCGCCACCGCAAGACGCACUCGGGGGCGCGGCCGUUCGCCUGCUGGCAGUGCGGCAAGGGCUUCGGGCGCCGCGAGCACGUGCUGCGCCACCAGCGCAUCCACGGCCGGGCGGCGGGCGGCGCGGGGGCGGCGGCGGGCCCGGGGGGCGGGGGCGGGGGCGCGUUCCCGGCCUGGCCCCUGGGGUAGCGCCCGCCUUUCUGCCCUCGGUGCUGCCCGGGCCCGCAGCCCCCCUCCGGUGCCUGCGCCGGCUCCUCCGCCGGCCCGGGCUCUCACGUUGUCCUUUUGCUCUUUCUGUCCCCUCCCCACGUUCGUGUUCCGGCUUCAAAGCCCUCCCAGCCCCUCCCACCCUACUCGGUGUGCGCCCACAGGCCCCGCCUCCCCUUCUCUCCGCACCUGCCUCCCGCCCUGGCGGGAAGGACGCCCGAGGCCCAGGAGCCCAGAAGUGGAGCCUGGAUCCGGAGGAGGGCCGAAGGAGGGACACCCCUCCCCGUCUGGGGGAUGUGGGGGAGAGGACGGGAAGGGGCCAGUGGUUCCCACAGGACGGUCGGGCUCUGCUAGUUGGCUCCUUGGCCUUGCUCCUCUCUGCGGCCGGUGGCGUGUGAUGGACAGAUGGCUGCUCCUGGGAGGCGCCGCGGAGACAAUUCAGCAUAUGGAGAGUAAUAAAGUCAUUGAGUUGUGCA
This is a messenger RNA of Acinonyx jubatus (cheetah), 2012 nucleotides long. RefSeq names its product zinc finger protein 444 (gene ZNF444). Gene Ontology annotation, biological process: regulation of transcription by RNA polymerase II. Bases 325 to 1518 code for a protein of 397 amino acids. The transcript has 5 exons. The record is from RefSeq and is a predicted model, not a curated record. Gene Ontology annotation, molecular function: DNA-binding transcription factor activity, RNA polymerase II-specific; RNA polymerase II cis-regulatory region sequence-specific DNA binding. NCBI's taxonomy places the organism in Eukaryota, Metazoa, Chordata, Mammalia, Carnivora, Felidae.